Molecule: messenger RNA, 2196 nt
Organism: Mesorhabditis belari
Lineage: Eukaryota; Metazoa; Nematoda; Chromadorea; Rhabditida; Rhabditidae
Source: the annotation of a GenBank genome assembly
AUGGCCGCUUCAGCCAUCAGCCCAGAAAGACGAAUCGAGUCGAAUCCGUACGAUUCGGACGCGUGGACGCUUUUGCUCAGGGAAUAUCAGGCUCGACCAAUUGAACAGGCCAGGGACUUCUACGAAAAAUUGAUUGGUCAAUUUCCAAAUGCGGGUCGUUAUUGGAAAGCGUAUAUUGAGCACGAGUUACGAGCCAAAAACUUCAGCAAAGUUGAAGAGCUAUUCAACAAAUGCUUGGUGCACAUUUUGAACAUCGAUCUCUGGAAAACUUACGUUUUCUAUGUGCGAGAAACAAAGGGACAUGUGCCGAGUCUCCGAGAACAAAUGGCUAAAGCCUACGAUUUUGCGUUGGAAAAAGUUGGACUUGAUCUCUACAGCUACUCGAUAUAUUCGGACUACAUAUCUUUCUUGAAAACUGUACCUGCUACUGGUCAGUACGCGGAAAAUCAACGGAUCUCAGCAAUUAGACGAGUGUUUCAACGGGGAAUCGUCAUUCCGAUGGUUAACAUUGAACAACUUUGGAGCGAGUAUUGCGCAUAUGAAAAGAGUAUCAAUGCGACACUCGCUGAGAAGCUGAUCUCCGAGAAAAAUAAGGAUUAUCAGCUUUCCAAGCGGACCACUCGGACAAUGGAACAUGUGUGUCGAGGCUUAAAUCGUCAAACAAUCAGUGUGCCACCUCGGGGAACGGCUACAGAAAUGAAACAAGUUGAAUUGUGGAAGAAAUACAUCGGAUGGGAGAAAGAGAACCCAACAGAAACCGAGGAAUAUUCAGGAUAUGCGAAAAGAGUCAUCUAUGCGUACGAACAGGCGUUGCUUUGCUUGGGAUUUUAUCCGGAUAUCUGGUACGAAUGUGCACAAUUCAUGCAGCAAGCCGCCAAGACGUUGGAGGAGAAGGGUGACGUGAAAAGUUCACAGCAAAUGACCGAUGAUAUCAUCAAGCUCUACGAACGUGCUAUUGGGGAAAAAGGACUGCAAAAAGAAUCACAGCUCUUGUAUUUUGCUUAUGCGGACUAUUUGGAAGAACGAAUGCAAUUUAAUGAAGUGAAAGACGUGUACAACAAAGUGCUUGAAAUUAAGACGAUCGAUCCAACCCUGACUUAUAUUCAAUUGAUGAAAAUGGUUCGUAGAACUGAAGGUGUGCAAGCGAUGCGAUUGAUUUUCAAAAGAGCACGCGGCGAUGAACGAUCCAGAUUUCACGUCUACAUAGCCGCGGCUCUUUUCGAGUAUUAUUGCUCAAAGGAGAAAGACGUCGCGAUAAGAAUCUUUGACCUCGGCCUGAAGACUUAUGGAAACGAGCCCGAAUUUUGCUUGGCUUAUGUAGAUUUUCUGACUCAUUUGAACGAGGACAAUAAUACUCGUGUGGUCUUUGAACGAAUCCUCACCUCGGGCUCACUUUCGGAUGAGAAAAGCCAGAUUUUGUGGGAUCGUUAUUUGGAAUUCGAAUCGCUUGUCGGUGAUUUGACGAGCACGUUGAAGGUUGACGUGCGAAGGCGUGCCGCUCGUAAAUCCGAGGAUUCUCAAACGUUGCUUUUAAUUGACAGGUAUCGCUUCCUUGACUUGAACCCGUGUACACCGGAUCAACUGAUACUUAUGGGAUACAAGAAGUUGCCAAGUGCUAUGAUACAAGCAAUCCCGAGCGGCUCAAUCUCGUCGAAGCCUUUGACACAACCAGUUGCCGCGAGUGCAGUGAUGGGCGGAAGUGCCAUAAACGGGGCCAUUCCAGUCAGUGUUCGGAUGGAUAUUGGAGGAUACCCUUGCCCAGAUACGGAUCAGAUGAUUCCAUUCAAGCCAAAGCCACCGACGACUACUUUGAUUCAAACAUAUCCUGGAGGUGUUUUUGCUCCACCGCCGGCCAUUCAAUCGUUCAUCCAAAUCCUGCCUCCUCCCUGGACAUUUUAUGGACCAUUUGUUGAUUGUGAGCAACUCUUUGACAAGUUGAUUCAGUAUGAGCCAAGGAAAAUAGCCGGGAUUGAUAUUGAUACGGUGGUUGAAGUGACGGAACGACAUGGAUCUUUGCGAACGGAGGAAGCGAGAAAAGAGCUGCAAAUGCUUCUCAAUACGACACCCGAUCCGCACAUGCUAAUUCGUCAACAACUCGCUCGUCGACGGAUUCGAGGUGGUGCCGGAUCGGACUCAGACGAUGAGGGUGAUAUCUACAAAAAGCGCAUGAAACAACAGAAUAAAUUAGGAAAAACU